AUGUCCGAAAACAGCUCUGCGCCCAGCAAGGCUGAAAGGCCUCUGGCCAAAUCCAACUCGACAGCUUCGGCUGCACAAUCCUAUGUCUCGGUGCCCGUCACCGGAGUCCAUCCGUAUGGAAGUUUACAGAUCCAUCAACAGCCCGGAUUCGGGCAGGGGACGACCGAACCGGGCAGUACGGAUGACAUGCCCUCCCUAUCGUCUCAGGACCUGCUCGGCGAGGGCGACGUGUUCCUCAUCCUCGACCUGCCCAAGGCCUUCACCAUAGGUUGCGACACGGCGGCGCUCACCAUCGAGACUGCACGUCCCGUGCUGGGCUUCCGCGGCCUCCCGCCUGGGGCACACCUGGUCUGGGUGUCGGAUCCGCAGCAGAUGUCGCGAUGUGGCUACUGGUUCGUCACGGCCAAGGAGGGGGGUGCCGGUAUGGUGAGGGUCAAGCAGUGGGAUCGAUAUAACGAGGUACUGGGCGAACCGGCCAGUCAGUUCGAGGCCAGGAGCCACAGGGACAAUAUUGCAAGUUUCUAUCAGAGCCUGCUCCCUUACAACAUUCGGCAAGACGGUACUCGUCGUCCGGCUUCGUCAUUCCCGCCCAACAACCACACAAGGAGCACGUCUGACUUGGACCCGGACCUGGGCAUCGAGAAAGCCGCCAUAUGGCACCAUCUCACCUCCUCCAUCACCGAGCACCUGCUUCGGCGCGUCACGGGCUGCCCGCUGCCGGACACGCGCGAGUGGCUGGUCGACACGGCCGACACCAUCAAGGGGGAGGUCAACUUUGCCCAGGCCAGCAAGCUCUUCAAGGCCGUCGUCGGCAGCGAGCUGACGUUCCUGUUCCCUCGCGACGAUUCCGGGCUCGAUCUGAACCACCGGCUCACCGCGGCCGACAAGGCCACAUCGUACCCCGACACGACAGAACUCAUCACUUCGGUCGUCGACCGCAGGGACGGCAUAUCCGAGCCCGACGUCGUCGGCGAGCUGCAGUUCGCCUUCCUCACCGCCGUCCACCUCGGCAACCCAUCGUGCCUCGACUACUGGCUGCACUUUGUCCUGCGCGUGCUGCUGCGCGCGCACCGCCUCGUCAUCGACAGGCCGGCCCUCGUAAGGUCGCUGACCACGGCGCUGCACGCGCAACUCGUCUACAGCGACCGCUACGUCAUCACCUCCUCAUCCUCAUCCGCCGACGACGACGACGAUAAAUCAUCCCACGGCAUCCUGGACAGCCUCCCGCAGACCAACAGGAGCCGGCUGCGCGAGGCCCUGGUGCUCUACAAGAGGAAACUGAACGAGUCGCUGCUGGGCCUCGGCGACGCCAUCGCCCAGCCGCAGGCCGCCGUCGGCCACGCCUUUGCAGACCUCGAGGCCUGGUUUUGGAAGUACGGCUGGGACCUCAGGAGCGACUACGUACCGCCUUCACAGGGGGUUGAACGGUCGGAGGAUGAUGAUGGCGACCCGAUGCAGUCACAACAACAACAACAACAACAACAGCAGCAGCAGCAGCACCAGAAGAGGCGACCUGGUCUCGAGGCCGGUGAUGAUGGAGACAGCGAUGAUGAUGAGUAUCUUCCUGUGGUCGUCGAGCUUGAUGGCGAUGGGCGAGAGGUUGGACUUGUCUCUUGGAAUUCGUAG
Pyricularia grisea is the source of this 1626-nucleotide messenger RNA. RefSeq lists its product as uncharacterized. Lineage: Eukaryota; Fungi; Ascomycota; Sordariomycetes; Magnaporthales; Pyriculariaceae. Bases 1 to 1626 code for a protein of 541 amino acids. The transcript has a single exon. Gene Ontology annotation, biological process: spliceosomal tri-snRNP complex assembly. The record is from RefSeq and is a predicted model, not a curated record.